AUGGCACCCAAGGCCGAGAAAAAGCCCGCCGAGAAGAAGCCGGCCGCCGAGAAGGCCCCGGCGGAGAAGAAACCGAAAGCCGGGAAGAAGCUCCCAAAGGAAGGUGGCGGCGCCGCUGGCGACAAGAAAAAGAAGAGGGCGAAGAAGAGCGUCGAGACGUACAAGAUCUACAUCUUCAAGGUGCUCAAACAAGUCCACCCGGACAUCGGGAUCUCGAGCAAGGCCAUGGGCAUCAUGAACAGCUUCAUCAACGACAUCUUUGAGAAGCUCGCACAGGAGGCGUCGCGGCUUGCUCGGUACAACAAGAAGCCGACCAUCACCUCCCGGGAGAUCCAGACCGCCGUGAGGCUGGUGCUUCCAGGGGAGCUGGCCAAGCACGCCGUGUCGGAGGGGACGAAGGCUGUCACCAAAUUCACCAGCUCUUGA
Molecule: messenger RNA, 426 nt
Organism: Striga hermonthica
Lineage: Eukaryota; Viridiplantae; Streptophyta; Magnoliopsida; Lamiales; Orobanchaceae
Source: the annotation of a GenBank genome assembly